AUGGACGGCGCAUGCGACGAGCCCGAUGCUCCAACUCCCAACGCAGUCAGUCGAACCUCCAGUGUGGUUGACAUCAAGUCACAAACCCCCCGGCCUUCGGUAGUGCAUUUCUUGUCUGAUGACCAUCUGAACUGGAGAGAAAGAGAGCGUGCUACCUUUGUGAACCCGUUUUCACCCGAAGACCCGUCGUCCAGGAAGACUUCGACCUCUUCUGAAGCCACAGCCUACCUCCGACCCAAUGCUUUUGCGGGUCAUCGAGAUACGCUGGUAAGACUGCACUACUUCACCUCGAGCGACCAUGACAACGAGGACACCGCAGACAGUGACGCGGACUCAUUCUCGACUGCCCUCACCCGUCAGCCGUCUAGACGAGCCAGCCUGGCCGGGGCAAAUCUGGACCUCUUCUAUCCGCUCCGGGUUGUCGAUGCCGUGCUCCAGUAUGUGGCCCUUGAUGAUUUUAAGGCUAUGCGACUAGUCUGCCGCCAAUGGCAUGCAAAUCUGCCUCGCCCCAAGUUUCCUGGUGCGUACCUUGUUCCCAGAGAAAUAUUGAAAGAAAUCUUCUCCUACUUGACACCCUGUGACUUUGAUGCAGCCCGCCACACGUGCAAGGCCUGGUUCUUGGCUAGCCUGGACCGAUAUGUCUUGGAACCAAUGCUCCGAGCAAGUGGGUGUCAGGCUGCGUUGGCCACAGAUCUUGAACGGAUACAUGGGUCUUUCCUUGCAGAGAGACGAAGCUGGGACAGUCGACUUGGCCCAGUGCCGGCCGACGCCGAGAAUGCCAUUGAUACAGAAUGGCUGUAUUCCAGAAGACUGGCUACAGAAAGUCGACUAUCGCCCGACUGGCGAGGCUCUUUCCUGCCGGAUGAUUCGGCUCAGUCGUCUAGACUCUCAAAGAUCGAGGAAGUCGAUUUCUCCAAGGUCACAAACCCACCCGUUUCACGGACAAAGUCCAGAUUCACGGUAUCAGCAUGUGGCAGAUUUGUCCUCGUGGUCUCUGGGGGCGACAUAUCUGUCUACAGCUUGUGCGAUUCGGAGCAGUCGCUUGUCCCGGUGGUUAGACUAGCCACAGGGUUUGAUGUGUUGAAGGUCAGCAUGGAUACCAGCUCGGAACGAUACUCAGUCGCUGCCCUCCUCGCAGGGCGUAUCGGCAUGCUGUGGGAUCUUCAAGGCAGCCACAUCCAGAUAAGGUAUCGCAACAAUUCCGGCGAGACAAUGAGCUUGACAAUGCAGAAAGACAUCCCCGGCCCAGCCAACUACCAGAUUUCCACGCUCGCCAGCGUCAACCUACCGAUCAAUUCCCAUCAUACGCACGCUACGGGAGUAUCUGAUUCGGACCUUGAGGCGACGACAAUGAAUGAUUACAAUCACCCUGUCAGGGCCACACCAAGUCCUCCAUUCUUGUGGGACGAGGACAUGCGUAGCUCCGAGAGCCCGGAAGAAGUUGAAGAUUUACACACCGCGGAUGAUGCCAAUCAAGUGCAAGAUCGCUUGGGGAUUCCCAUUGAGACUCGAGCAACGUCCGUUUACAACAAUCUCGGAAGUGUGGAUGAUCAGCCAAGGAGCGUAGCGAUUUGCCCCAAUCGAAGAUGUGUUGCAUUUGGUUGUCGGAUGGGUAUUGAACUUCACUGGGUCGAUGCUCUUACUGGUGGUCAACUCAACCGCUGGUUUCCCCUCGCUGCGCCGAGCGACUAUCUUUAUUUUCUGCCUCGACGAUGUGGAACGGAUUCGAAGAGGAAGCUCAGGCUGAUCUCGAGUGCUGCAGGACCAGUUGUCACUCAGCUUGUCAGGAGCGACAGCACACCAGCCACGUCAAAGUACUGGCCUACCCCAGCAACCUUUGGCCGGCGACAGAGCUUGACAAGGCUCUUUUUCGGGAAUCUACCAUUCCCAACGCCCGUCAGCGGCUCAGGUGACUUGUCUGGCUCGGUCAGCCCUGAAAGAGCCCAUGGGGCCCAAGGGGUUUUGCGGACUGUUGAUUGCGGUCAUUUUCAUGCAGUGCCAGUCAGCGACGGAUUCCACCUGAUUUUCACGGAUCCAGGGAGUGGACUUCUCUGCUUGGGCAGUGACGCACCACUAGGAGGCCCGACAAAACUUGUUCGAAAGAUCAUGUUCAUUCCUCCCGGAGAGGGUGGCCGAACGUCUGCACCACGCCGCUACUCUGUCGGUAAAGCCCUGGGUUGGGGUUUGAGGCUCGUCGCCGUGUACGAUGAUGAUCAAGUCGUGCUGUACAAUAUUCCAUCUGAUAUUAUCGGGCGGCUACAAGGCCAGAGAAGCUUGACCGAUAUCUGGGACGAGAACUCUGGUGUUGUUGGGCAAAGUGAUCUGAUCAUGGACUCUCUGAUGAAUCGCGAUGAACCCGGCCCACCUGGUGGUCCAGCGGUCCAAGAAGCCCCGGAACACGACGACGGCUAUGCUCAGGAGCCUCUGCAACUUGCAGGUUCUCUCAUUGCUCGUGUCGCCGACCAACCCGUGGACGAUAUUGCGGUCCAAUCCGAAAAUGGUGGACUUUCUGUUUGGCUCUUCUACAGAAGUGGAUUGGCAGAAUUUUAUAGCAUCUACGCGCCUUGGCCCUAUCAAGUGCGAAGAAGGCUUGUAGGGGAGAACGGCUUCAUUUGCGACUGUGACAACCAGAUGCCUGUCGAGACUAGGACUGUUACCGGGACGGCAAAGGGCAAGGAGAGAGCGGAUCAAGAAACCAGGCAUGUCAAAUGGGCCGGUCAGGGAAAUUAG
Messenger RNA from Fonsecaea nubica, 2730 nucleotides. RefSeq lists its product as hypothetical. Bases 1 to 2730 code for a protein of 909 amino acids. The record is from RefSeq and is a predicted model, not a curated record. Gene Ontology annotation, molecular function: protein binding. Lineage: Eukaryota; Fungi; Ascomycota; Eurotiomycetes; Chaetothyriales; Herpotrichiellaceae. The transcript has a single exon.